UCCAAGAUGGCGACCUCCGUGAUGUCCUUUCGCACGUCGCGGAUUCUGACAAAAAUUUUAAUUCGUGAUGUUCAGGGCUGUCCGAGCCGGCGAACGCUCUUCGGAAACAUACUCGGAGCACCGGACGACACAUUUAGUCAUCGAGAUCGACGACUUAUAGGUUACAGUCAAGAACAAAUGUAUGCUGUGAUUAGUGAAACCAAAAAUUAUCCGGAGUUCCUCCCAUGGUGUACGAAACUCAAGAGAUUCGAUGAACGGGAUGACAGCGAAAAAGUGCUAAUGACCGUGGGAUUCCCACCGUUCGAGGAGACUUACGUAUCGCGGGUGAUAUUCGAGGAACCUUCGAAAGUCCGAAGUUUCUCCGCAGAGGGCACGUUUUUCAAGGACUUGGAUGCAUUGUGGACGAUCGAGGACUGCGGGAAGGACUCAUGCAUCUUGAGUUUUCGGAUCAACUUCAAAUUGAAAUCUAGACUGCACGCUCCGCUCGCAAAGGUAUUUUUCAAAUCAACCGCACUCACUAUGAGUCGGGCUUUCAUCGGCAGAGCGGGAGACCUGUAUGGAGAGCCAUCGUGUAGGGAGAAAAGAUUGAAAUUAUGAGAAUAAAUUGUAGACACUU
Messenger RNA from Galendromus occidentalis (western predatory mite), 616 nucleotides. Its product is annotated as coenzyme Q-binding protein COQ10 homolog A, mitochondrial. Lineage: Eukaryota; Metazoa; Arthropoda; Arachnida; Mesostigmata; Phytoseiidae. Gene Ontology annotation, biological process: cellular respiration. The coding region runs from base 7 to 597 and encodes 196 amino acids. The transcript has a single exon. Gene Ontology annotation, cellular component: mitochondrion. The record is from RefSeq and is a predicted model, not a curated record. Gene Ontology annotation, molecular function: ubiquinone binding.